CUCUGCAUCUGAUUGGCUGUUGAUAUAUCAAAUGGGAGGCCAGAAACCUUCUUCACCUGUUGCUUCUUCCAAACUGGCCGAGGCUCUUCCUUAACCUGAGAUAAAACAGAAGUGGACUUGCUUGCGAAACAGGGUGUGAGUGAGCAGCAAUGUUUGGACUUGGGGCAAGCCCCCAGUUCCCUGACGCUGAAUCCUGGUGGCACAACCCUCCGUCUCUAGCCACUGCCAAUGCCCCCUGGGAUGCGACUGAAAUCUCAGCUUGGCAGAAGCACCUGGAAGAAGAGACCAAGCUGAGUCCUCUGCAAGGAGAUAGAAAGGAGCUCCUGGAAGUGGAAGACCCUGAACUGGAGGCCAUCAAGGCCAAGGUCCGUGAGAUGGAGAAGGAGGAGGAGUGGCUGCAGGAGCUGCAGGCUGAAGCAAAGAACCUCAUCAUGAGAUCAGAGGCAGGUCUUGAUUUGCCUCGGACAACUCAGGAAAAAAUGGAAGUUGACCAGCGCUCUGUCUACGUGGGAAAUGUGGAUUACGGUGGAAGCGCAGAAGAGCUGGAGUCCCAUUUCAACAGCUGCGGUCAGAUCAACAGAGUUACUAUCCUCUGCGACAAGUUCUCUGGUCAUCCUAAAGGGUAUGCCUACAUUGAGUUUGCUGACAAGAGUUCUGUGAAGGCUGCUGUGGAGCUGGGCGAGAGCACUUUCAGAGGCCGUAUCAUCAAGGUGUUGCCCAAGAGGACCAACAUGCCGGGCAUCAGCUCCACGGACCGGGGCGGUUCCCGGGGUGGUUUCCAUGGCCGGGGGGCUCUGCCUCGCCGCUCCAGUUUCUGCGGAGGGCAGCGUUUAAGGCCACGUGGAAGGGUGUACAGGGGCCGUGGAAGACUUUCUCCUUGGUACAUGCCUUACUAGGCAGUGGGACAAGGUGACCCAAGCCGGGACUCAACUUGGACCGGAACGGGAGCAAAAGCAAGCAGAUCCGCCCAAAGAAUAUUUCUCCUUUGUUAUCCUGUGAGAGUGACUUGCAAGCGUUGAAUUUCUGUGCCAGUCUUCCAGACAAGACACACAGGGUAUCUCCUUCUUGGGCAAGGAAAAAAGAAAUGCUGGAGUGGCCUAAUGGGUG
Messenger RNA from Lacerta agilis (Sand lizard), 1107 nucleotides. It is a transcript of the gene PABPN1L, whose product is annotated as PABPN1 like, cytoplasmic. The transcript has 8 exons. The record is from RefSeq and is a predicted model, not a curated record. NCBI's taxonomy places the organism in Eukaryota, Metazoa, Chordata, Lepidosauria, Squamata, Lacertidae. Gene Ontology annotation, molecular function: RNA binding. Bases 150 to 896 code for a protein of 248 amino acids.